Fusarium keratoplasticum is the source of this 1896-nucleotide messenger RNA. RefSeq names its product Chitin synthase. The record is from RefSeq and is a predicted model, not a curated record. Gene Ontology annotation, molecular function: chitin synthase activity. The coding region runs from base 1 to 1896 and encodes 631 amino acids. The transcript has 4 exons. NCBI's taxonomy places the organism in Eukaryota, Fungi, Ascomycota, Sordariomycetes, Hypocreales, Nectriaceae. Gene Ontology annotation, cellular component: cell septum; cell periphery.
AUGCAUGUCACCGCGCCUUCGACAACGGGCAUCACAACGCCUGGUGAUGCCCCUCAACAAGUAUCAACAAAAGAUCAAGAUGCAUCAAGUCAGAAGACGGCGGUUGAGCAGCCAUCUCCAGGUCCCAAAGACACUGUUGAGACAUGUGGCUACCCUCCCAUCGAGGAUCCUGUUGAUCCUGCUCGCAUUCUUACGCCCAGGGAUCUGCGGAACCAGAGAAUUAUCUUUCUCGGCAUCAUCAUCUUGAUCAACAUCUGCAUGACCGUCACGGCCUUUUUUGGAAAGAAGAGCAAGCUCAUCUUUGUCACCAUUCUUUUCAUCAAAAGCAAGGAUUUCUUGUCGGCCAUUCUUUCACCACUUGGCAUGAUGGUCAUUGCCAUCUACCACAAGUUUCGGCCACCCAAGGAAGUCGAGCAGCUUUGGAUACUUUCUUUGAUCCCUGCAUAUUCAGAGAGCGAGGAGCAAAUCGUCAAGACCAUCUACUCUCUUCGGGACAAUGGUGUCGAACCGCACCGUCAGGUCAUGGUUGUCAUCCUUGACGGCAACCCUCGAGAUGUGCAAUCACACAUGACUCGGGUGGUCAGUGAAUUUGAGCGGCCUUAUGUGUCUCUCAAGUGGAAGAAGGGCUGUCUCCGUGUCCUCGCCGGGUUCAUGAUGGACGUGCCUGUCAUUGUCAUCGAAAAGGUCAAGAAUGCAGGCAAGAAGGAUUCUCUCAUUCUCUGCCACGACCUCUUCAACUAUGCACGGGACAAUUCUCCUCUUUAUACCAAGCUUCUAAGGAAGGAGAUCUGGGAAGAUGUCCUCCCUGCUCUCACGGAGGGCGAGAAAUUCAACGGCUUUGAUAUGGUCUUUUGCACCGACGCAGACUCCACCAUCUACAAGGGAGCAGUCGCCCUUCUUGCAAAUGCGAUCGCCAGAGACGAGAAUGCUAUUGCUGCGUGUGGAUUGGUUCUUGUUGAACUUGAACCGGGGUAUGAAUGGUCUUUUUGGAAUUUAUAUCAACAGUUUCAGUACACGUUCGGUCAAUAUGUGAGAAGACGAGCAGAAGGCAUCGUUGGCAAGGUAACCUGCCUUCCAGGAUGCAUCACCAUGAUUGCAGUCAGGGAAGAGAUGGCCGGUGCUAUUCGAAAAUAUGCCGAACCCGUUACUGGAUAUAUGGUGAUUUCUCAUCAAGUCCAAUACCUUGGUACUGACAGAAGGCUCACGUACUCUAUGCUAUCCCAAGGGAAACAUCUGCGGACACUCUUCGUACCCGACGCUGUUAGUGAGACAGUGGCACCUCAAUCCAUCACGCAUUAUCUGAGUCAAAGACGUCGCUGGGGCUCCAAUGCCUACUUCAACAACUACUUCUACCUUGCCGGAGAGAAGAUGAUUCCCCUGACUCGCAUCGCCGCCACGAUCGAAGUCGUGCGACUCAGCAUGGUCUACUACCGGGUCUUGAACACAAUUCUGUUCAUCAGGAGCCUGACCCAUCAUGCUAGCAUCAUGAAGCUUAUGCCGAUGUUGAUCAUUGGCCAAGUACCCUCUGUCUGGUUCUUUUGCUCAAUUCUUCUGGAAUCCGAGCUAAGAAAACGUGGGCACAAACUGAUACUGGGGUACUGCAUCAACAAAAUGAUAUCGCCGUUCAUGAGCGUCAUCAUCUUCACAAAGGUUGCUACCAAUCUUGGCAGUCAAGUAUGGGGCAUAUCCGGAGUGACAGCGUCAUCAGCGCCUCCCGCAGGUGCUCCCGCCACGACAGAAACAGAGACUGUGACGGCGCCCGCCACAAAUGAUGAGCUAUCCGCUGCUGAGAGAGGAGAAAUCACUCCUCCAAAGCCAGUCUAUGCAGGGCCGGGCCAGAGGAGGGACCGUGCUCCUAGCCGUGCUCCCAGCACUGAAGGGUAUGAUAUCGAAUAA